GGCCUCAGGUCUACUCAGGGUCUUCAUCCUCUCAUCUGUUUCUCAGUGUUUGACAGCUCGGAUGGUCUGAGGCUCUCUCCGAAUCUCAGGAGAGACCGGUCUCCCUCGCGCAGAAGUCCUUCACCUUUCGAACUGAAUCGAGAAAGAAGUAGCGUCAGCUCCUGCCCAGAAAUGGUGGGGCCGACGACAAACAAGGCAACCAAGAAGAGCCCUACAAAAGGAAAGUCGACAGCUUUGAGCCGGCGCCGCGUGUCCUGCCGGGAGUUGGCUCAGCCCGACUGCGAUGGCUGGCUCUGGAAGAAGAGGAAGGAGAGCAGCGUCUUCAUCACCCAAAAGUGGCAGCGCUUCUGGUUUGUUCUCAAAGGACCCAAGCUUUACUGGUUCAGCACACAACAGGAUGAAAAGGCCGAGGGUCUUCUCAAUAUAGCCAGCUACACCUUAGAGAGUGCUGGAGAGCACAAGAGAAAAAAUGUUUUCCAAAUGACCCAUCCGAAAUUUAUGAACUUCUUCUUCGCUGCUGAGACUACCAGCGACCUGACCAAGUGGAUAAACAGCCUGAUACAACCAUACGAAAGUACAAGAAGAUCCAGAAUGGUCCAGAUAGUGAGAAGCCAUUUAAUUACAAUAAUGGGAACGCGGCGCACAUGUAAGGUAAUGUCAUUUUUUCAACGCCCUUGUGCAUGUUUUCACAGAGUGUUACAGCGAAACGGAAUCAGAGAGCGAAUCGUCGCCUUCAUCUCGCAGGAAAAACAAGCAAAAGUGCUAUCUAACACGCUGCCUCGACCCAAGAACAAAGCAGUCAGGGCGCCAUUACCGACUCCUUCAACAGAGGGCAGCAAAGACGGCGGCACCGUCGACGAGAUGGGACAGAUGUUCAACAACCUGAAGGAGGGAGGCGUCUCUCUGAUCGGCCACGAGCAGCCGUUCACGCAGGACCACUUCAGGAGGUCCUUCAUCCGCCGCAACAAGAACCCGGUCAUCAACGAGAAGGUGCACACGCUGCGAGCCCUGCAGAGCACGCUGAAGGCAAAAGAAGCCGAGCUGCUGCAGAUCAACAAGGUCCUGAACGACUCCGAGCUGACCGCCUCAAAGUACCGGCAGUGGCGGGAGAACAACGAGGACCUGGUCCUGGAGAUCGAGAGGGCGGCCGCCCGCAAGGCCUCCGCGAGCGCCGAGGACGUCGCUGAGGUGCGGGAAGUCGCUGAGGUGCAGGACGCGCCGGCUGAGGAGGUCGCCCCGGAAACCGUUGCCGCGGAAACAGCCGCCGCAGAGACAGAAGGCGCGUACAGACUGAGCCUGAGCGACGGCGAGCAGCUCGUCGACGCAGAGACGUCCGACGUCUUCCUGGAGAUCCCGCCGGACCCCGUAAGUUCGGAUUCGAGUCCGACGCUGGACCUCUCUCUGGGGUCGCUGCAGGCCUCCAUAGACAGACAGCUGCGCUUAAACGCAGCAGGCAGAGACUCGGACGAUCACUACUUCUUCAUUUAGGACUUAAUGUUGGCGCUCUCGGACAAGAAG
Fundulus heteroclitus (mummichog) is the source of this 1518-nucleotide messenger RNA. RefSeq names its product connector enhancer of kinase suppressor of ras 1-like. NCBI's taxonomy places the organism in Eukaryota, Metazoa, Chordata, Actinopteri, Cyprinodontiformes, Fundulidae. The transcript is spliced from 10 exons. The annotation marks the transcript as partial. The record is from RefSeq and is a predicted model, not a curated record.